Hypomesus transpacificus is the source of this 2586-nucleotide messenger RNA. RefSeq names its product brain-enriched guanylate kinase-associated protein-like. Lineage: Eukaryota; Metazoa; Chordata; Actinopteri; Osmeriformes; Osmeridae. Bases 1 to 2034 code for a protein of 677 amino acids. Gene Ontology annotation, cellular component: synapse. The record is from RefSeq and is a predicted model, not a curated record. The transcript has 7 exons.
AUGAAAAAGAUAUAUAUCGGUAAAACAGCUCUCAAAGCCCAGAGAAAUGGUUGCAAACACCCGAAAAGAAGUUCCUUUCAUGACCACAAGGAGGACCUACGCAAGCGUCUGUCCUACACCACCCACAAGCUAGAGAUGGUGGAGUCAGAGUUCGACUCCACCCGCCAGUACCUGGAGACAGAGCUUCGUCGAGCUCAGGAGGAGCUGGACAAGUUUACGGACAAACUGCGCAGAAUCCAGAGCAGUUAUGCAGCGCUGCAGAGGAUCAACCAGGAUCUGGAGGACAAGAUGCACAGGACGACCGAGCACCAUGAUGAUGAGAAGCGAGCUCUGAGCAGAGAGAUCAUUGUUCUCAACAACCACCUCAUGGAGGCAAAGCUCACCAUAGAGAAGCUUCGAGAUGACAACGACCUGUACAGGAAGGAUUGUAAUCUGGCUGCUCAACUGUUGCAGUGCUCCAAGUCACACUACAGGGCUCACAAGCUGUCUGAGCUGCCUGUUGACUUCCAGGAGAGGGUGAGCACUCACAUAGAGAAGCACGGGCACAGUGGUGGGGUCACUAUGGCAAUGUGCCACUCCCCUUACUCUGAUGCCGUUCCCACGGCGAUCAUUGCCAAGGUUCUGGAAAAACCUGAGCCAGGAAGCAGCCCAGUUACGCGCUCGCCAAGCCCCACCCCCCAGGACGGCAACUUCCUGUCUAACAACAUGGGGACAGGAAGCACAGAUCAUCUUAACCGUCGCACGGCCUACAAGACGUCUGACCUGUACAGCAGCGACACUGCUCUAUACUGCCCUGAGCGCUGGCAGGAGCGCAGGCAAAGCGUUGAUGUCCAUGGUGGCCUUCACCUCCAAGCCCAGCUCUCCACCGACAGCAACCCAGAAGAGGAGGCCUUCAUGUCAGGCGGCUUCUUGCAGGGCCGCCCCCCCUCCUUCCAGGCCUCCAGCUCCUACUCUAGCUUCAGUGUGGCUUCGGACGAAAAGGGGGAAGCUCAAGACCCUGGCAGCACGCUCUCCUCCUCCCACCAGGGCCUUUACAUAGACUGGCGUGAUGACUACGAACACAAGAGCACGUCCUCCUACGACAAGGACACCAUGUCCUGCUAUGACAAAGACAGCUUCCCCAAGUCGCUCAGCUUCCAGAACGUGGCUCCGCCCCGGAGCCCCCAGACAGGUGCCGGAGGCCGCAUCAUCGCCUCGCCGGCAUAUACCAGGACAGCUUCCUGUUACAGCGAGCCUUACCACCCCUCUCCCUCCCCUCGCCUAGCCUCCUCCCACAGCAUGGGCACCACCUCCGACCUGGCCUCGGCGCUGGCCCAGACUCCGCCCGGGGACGUGGAAGUCUCUGAGGAGGACUUGAGCACGCGCUGGAGGCAGCUGAGCGUCGAUGAACUCAGCAGCUUCUCGUUCCGUGACCUGGGUGGCCGCGUGUCGCCCUACAGUUUCUCAGAGAGGCACUUUGCCCUGGGCCCGGCCAAGGCCAAACACGGGCCUCUCUAUAGCAGCUUCCAGGAGGGGGACCAUGUCUUCCACAGCUUUGCUGGUCCCCCCUCCCCGAGUCCCAGCCCAAGUCCAAGCCCCAGUCCCAAACUUGGUCCUGGCCAUCGUAAGCAGGAGAAGGGUAUCCUCUACAGGGCCAAGCAAGAUAGCCAAGACUCUGAGUGCAGCCUAUUCCUCUCAGUGAGCUCCAAGGAGAAGGAAAGCGUGUCAGGGACUGUGAAAAAGGACUACGUCGACGUCAGCCCCAACAGCUCAGCGGAGUCCUUACAGCCAGGGUCACUGGAGCCCACCAAAAUACAGCACUACCAGAGAGAGAGGCCCAGCUCCAGUUCCAGCACCAGGCCCAGGCCCAGCCUCAGGCCUAGCUCAAGCCCCAGGCCCAGCUCCAGUCAUGGGCCCCGGCCUCGACCAAGCUCCAGCCUGGGCCCUGCACUUCCUGAGAAGACUUCGCCACGAUACCAAAAAUUUGGCAGCACAGGACUGACGAGGAAGGAUAGUCUGACCAAGGCGCAGCUCUACGGAACCCUGCUGAACUGAGUACAAGCUUGUGUUUUCAUGCAUGGUAGUAUUUGACUUUACGUCCCUAAUGUUUCAAGUUGGGAUGGGGUGUAAGUAAAACGUUUGAUAUGUUAUCUGCCCACAGCACGUAUCCCGCAGUCUCAAUUCAACACGACUGUUUUGAUUUCCAGACGUUGUAAAAGUAGCGUCUCAUCUGCGCCACUGUAUCCAGCUUAGUGGUGUGGGAUCUCAUUACCAGACCUUCAUGGUGGUAUCUCCCUCCCAGAACCACUGGAGCGUGACUAACGGAGGGUAAACCAGCAGCAGGCGGUCCAUUAUACUGCUGGCUCCAAGCAGCAAACAGCCAUGCCAGUCUCACUCUCAUCUGUUCACUGACAAAAUGCAUGUGGAGAGUGUCAACAAGUAUGAAGAAGCAUUUAUAUUUCUUGUUCUGGGAGAGAAACGGGAUACUAUUUUAAGAAUCCCAAAAUACAACAUAUGUCCAACAAGCCACACAGUUUAAUACCGUGCAGAUGUUUUUUUACGUACAUUUGAGGCAGCUUUUUACAUGGACUGUUAGAAAUCUGUUGA